Molecule: messenger RNA, 2053 nt
Organism: Aspergillus eucalypticola CBS 122712
Lineage: Eukaryota; Fungi; Ascomycota; Eurotiomycetes; Eurotiales; Aspergillaceae
Product: ankyrin repeat protein
Exons: 5
Coding region: 67-1662 (531 amino acids)
Molecular function (GO): protein binding
Source: RefSeq, a predicted model, not a curated record
AUAGCCAGCAGCGUCCAUUCCAAUAACUCAACUUACAAGAUCCAAAUCCGCAAAUCUCUCAGCACCAUGACAAGCAUCUACGAACUUGCCAAAUCUGGCAAGGUGAAGGAACUCGAGAACGAGCUGCAAAAAGGAAAGGAUCCCAACGACUACAAUGAUGCUAGCAAAAAGACCGCUUUAGGCGUCGCUGUCUUCAGAGGUGAUAUCCCAACGACUCAACUGCUCUUGAAACAGGGUGCCGAUCCGAAUGGCCUUGAGCGGGGUCGUCCUCCCCUAUGGAUAGCCUGCAAUCACAGAAAUGACAAAGCCAACAGUUACGAACGCUUGAUCCAGAUUCUUCUCAGCCAAAACGCCGAUCCAAGAAUCCCUUCGAAAGUCUCAUCCGAUAAAAGCUCUACUCCAUUGAUCCAAGCUGUGAAGACAUACAAGUCUCCUCGAGUCAUCAGCGCUCUUGUUGACAAUGGAGCAGACCCGACUAUGAAAGUCAAUGGCAUGUCCGCUGAGGAUCUGGCGCAAGGUCGACCGCAGAUUCUGAACGCCAUGAGGCCGUAUUGGACCAGGUUCCGGGACCGCACAACCGAGGUGGCCAAAGUUACUAGUUUUGUUAUGGCGGUUGUGUUCUGGGCAAACAAGAAUCUAAUGGCAGCUGCUACUGCUGGGGCAGUGACGAGUGCGACCCUGGUCUGCAAGGAUGCCAUUUUUAAACGAUUCAGGGUAACUGGCAAAGUGGAAGAGCGAUACAGAAAGUACUUCAACGAAGCAAACACAUUCGAUGAUGAUAAGCAAGAAGAGAGGGAUGAUCUCAAGACGAAAUUGGGUGAUAUCGUCAAAGAAAACAAUCUCGGAAAUUUCUUUCCCAGCGGUAGUCCGUUCAUUGACACUGUUGUGGAGAAAGCUGUGGAUCUGAACCGUGACCCAGACAAUCUUGUUGAUGUGAAGGAUCUUGCCCAUCUGGCUUUCUAUCAGCCUGUACUAUACUGUGACGACAGCAGCUCCAUGAACCAGGAGGAUCGAAGUAAACACCUUGACGGUCUUUCCCAGCGAAUCGCCAGCAUCACCACUCGGGUCGUACCGGACGAUGAAGGUAUAGAACUACGAUUCAUCAAUGAGGAUACAACGAAGGCGAUGUCAAAGCCGACAAUGGAAGAGAUAUCACAGAUUAUCCAACGAAAUCGUUUUCAUGGAUGGACAGAAAUUGGUCUCAACCUCAAAAAGAAGGUCCUCGAGGAUAAUGUGUAUAAGCCUCUGCGAGAAAACAACCUGAAACGACCCGUACUGGUGUCCAUCGUCACCGACGGGCACCCUCAAGGGGACCAUAAUUCACUCGAAAGGCGCUCUACCCUGAAGGAAACCAUUAAAGAAUGUGGCAGUAUGUUGAAAGAGCAUGGGUACCGACGAGAUGGUGAGUUACUCCAAUACUACUUUCAUCCAUUAUUGACCAGGACAGUUGUUCGAUUUCAACUCAGUCAGAUUGGCAACGAUCCGAAGGCAGAAGACUUUUUGAACGAAUUGAGAAAUGAUUCGGAUCUCGAUGGCGUUCUAUACAUUACAAGCGAGAGGUUGGAUGAACAGUUCAAAGUAUACCGGAAGCAUGAGGAUCAACUUGAGCAAUGGCUCUUGAAGUUGCUCCUUGCCCCUCUUCUCUACGCCCAGGCAGAUUAGAAUGUGAUCAAGUUUCUGGACGUCUUAGGUCACCUGGUUAAUUCGAUAUGCGCUCGUUCCUCCAUUGAUCAAGGGAAUCAACUAUUCCCCGUUUGAGGAGGCGCGAAUCCAUGAGCACUUGAGAUCUAUGAACGUGCAAGUUGAUAUAUUAUAUCAAGGGAUGGCUAAAGGAUGACAAAGAGUGAAGAGUCGCAGGCAACUGGCUGGUGUGUUGUAACAUCCUUAAACUUCUGCAUAUCGUUCAUUUGUUUGAUUUUUUCUCUCUUUUUUUUUGCUUCCCUAUGUACGCGUGGCUUCAGUUCGUGAUAUUUUAGGUAUUCAUUCAUAUUUUUUGUGAGUUCGAGCAAUUUGAUGGCGCUCAGGGUCAUAAUUUUGCUUACGAAUCCUGUCG